AUGGAGGCGUUCGGUCGGCGUAACUUCAUCGUCCUGGGAUUCUGCUGCAACCAGUUUGGGCUCCAGUCUCCAGAGGUGAACCAUGAGACUCUAAACGUACUGAAGUAUGUCCGACCUGGAGGAGGAUUCGAGCCCAAAUUUCCCAUUUUCGGUCGAAUCGACGUCAAUGGUUUGAACGAGGAGCCUCUCUAUACUUAUCUGAAGGAGUCGCUUCCGUUUGUGAACCCGGUGAUCGGAGACAUCAAGAAGUUCUACUGGUCUCCGCUCAAAGUCAACGACGUACGCUGGAACUUUGAGAAGUUCGUGGUGACAGCAGACGGCGCCCCCUACAGGAGGUAUGACCUCCACAGCCCGUUUGAGAACGUGGAGCAGGACGUCGCCGCCCUGUUGGCCUGA
This is a messenger RNA of Knipowitschia caucasica, 396 nucleotides long. The record is from the annotation of a GenBank genome assembly. NCBI's taxonomy places the organism in Eukaryota, Metazoa, Chordata, Actinopteri, Gobiiformes, Gobiidae.